UCACUACAUUCAAAUUAGGCUUAGGCACAUUUUCAAAUCUAAGUGAUAUAAUAGUCAAAUUCUAAACAAAGGCUACAACUAAUAAGCAUCAAAUUAUCACAUUGUGACUAAAUUUUUUUUAACUUGUUAGAAUUCAUUAAACACGAACAAUAGGUUUAGAAGUUUGUACAUCAUCAUGAACUAAGGAAGCAAAGAGCCCAACGAACCUCAACCCUGGGGAUAGGACUGCACAGGAAGCCGAAGUCGCCUCUGCGAGAACUCUCCACGGACAAUAAAACAAAGGCGGUAAUAGAGGCAUUAUAAUUGACCUUCACCACAUUUGUGAGAGGUCGCUCCCACAUUAAAGGAAGCACCCUAGAAAAACUAUACUCCCAUCCAUGUUUAUUUAAUCUGAAACUGAAACAUCAAAAAACCUUCUCAUGAGAUGGUGCUUAAACCCUUCAACUUUCCCGCCAAACCCACCACCGCGCUUUUCCUCCUAACCGCCACCGCAACCGCCGUUGCCGCCGCCAACGCCGGCGACCUCUCCCCCGCCCCCGCAUUCUCCACCGACAAAAUCGGCGCCGAAAUCCACGGCCUCGUCCGCACCGCUCGCGCCGUCUCCACGGUCGCUUCCACCGUCGUCGACUACGAAUUCUCGCUCCGCGGCCUUCAACGCCACUCCGAUCAGUAUCGCCAUGCAAUUUCCCAGGUUCAUCUACGCUCUGCUGAGAGGCUUCUCAGGCUCUGCGAAGCCAACAAGGGGUUUUAUGUGAAGGCUGGACAGUUCGUCGCUGCGCAGAAAGUGCUUCCAAGAGAGUACUCUUCGACUUUGUCCACGUUACAGGACCAGGUUGCUCCUCUUCCUUUUAAAGUUGUUGAGGAAGUGUUGAAGGAUAAUCUUGGACCUGAUUUCGCUGCGAUGUUUUUGUCAAUUGAUGAACAACCGACAGCUGCUGCAUCUAUUGCUCAAGUUCACCACGCAGUGCUUAAAAGUGGACAUGAAGUAGCAAUCAAGGUGCAAUAUCCUUGGAUAGAGCAGCAGAUGAAUUUUGAUAUAAGAACAAUGCAUUUCCUGUCCAAAACUAUUUCAUGGUUAUACCCUCAAUACAGGCUUGAGUGGCUACCAUUAGCGUUUGCCAAGUCCAUGUCUUCAGAACUUGACUUUGUUAAGGAGGCAAGGAAUUCUGAGAGAGCAGCUAAAAAUUUCAGAAACAACAAAGUGAUCAGGAUUCCUCAUGUGUUCUGGGAGUUGACAACAAGCCGAGUCCUAACCAUGCAGUUUUAUAGGGGACGCAAGAUUGAUGACUUGGACUUUCUGAAUCAGAUUGGGGUUGAUCCAGAAAAGGUAGCAAGGUCACUGAUUGAGAUGUUCGCUGAGAUGAUAUUUGUACAUGGUUACAUACAUGGUGAUCCACACCCUGGUAAUAUACUAGUUUCUCCGGAAGGUCAAAAUGGCUUCUCCUUGGUUCUACUAGAUCAUGCAGUCUACAUGGAAUUGGAUGAAGAAUUUAGAAAAGAUUUUUGCCACUUAUGGGAAGCUUUGAUUCUCAAGAACUCAAAGAAAAUAAUGUUGCUUGGCGAGCGAUUUGGUGCUGGGAAGUAUUCUAGAUAUUUACCCAUCAUUUUUACUGGAAAAACUAUUGAAAGCAAAUAUGGUUUCGAAAUGUCAAACCAGGAAAAAGAGACUAUAAAGCACGAAUUGAAAUCUCUGAUGUUUGAGGACUUAUCUUUAUUCAUGGAAUCUUUGCCCCCAGAUUUUAUCGCCAUAAUGCGUGUAGAUGCUCUGAUAAGGUCUAGCAUUAGAAAGAUGGAUGCCUCACGGCUCAGCAGGUUGCUAAUCUAUACCAAAUACGCGGUGUAUGGUCGUCUUUGUCCAAAGUUGGAUGGUGAAUCGUGUCAAAUGCCCACAACAAACUUUUAUUUUGCUGUGAAAGCUGUUUUUUUCAGUUUCAUAUCGAGGUUAAAAUAUUAUCACAUCCUAGUAAAGGCCUUCACCGGCGCCACUGACAGUACCCCUCGGUGGCAGAAGGUGAAGAACGCACUGAAUUACUUGUAUAGCAAGAUCAGUAGUGACUUUUGGGGCCUUCUGGUGCAUUCCGUUUUUCUUCUUUUAUGUAUGCGUCCAAGCGCAUUCAGUUGAACAUUGGAUUCUAUGCCUAGAGGUGAGGGCUUAUUUUGUCAAGGAGUUACAUCCUGAUAUAGUUUGCAGGCUGCAAAUUGCCAAAUAUUGGCGAUCCAUUUUCGCACUUCUUUAUAAAGCAUAAGCGAGUGCUGUAAGGGUAUGCCAAAUGUAACAAAUUGAGAUACUUUGGAUCAGUUUGGAUGAAAUAGUCAAAAUUCAGAUAAUUGAGAUCAGUUUCAUAAGCUAAUGAUUCACUGAAUCAGUUUUAUAAGCUAAUGAAUACUCUUUUUCGUAUCUUUUUCAUA
Molecule: messenger RNA, 2409 nt
Organism: Lotus japonicus
Lineage: Eukaryota; Viridiplantae; Streptophyta; Magnoliopsida; Fabales; Fabaceae
Exons: 16
Coding region: 425-2122 (565 amino acids)
Source: RefSeq, a predicted model, not a curated record